Messenger RNA from Paramecium sonneborni, 1682 nucleotides. The record is from the annotation of a GenBank genome assembly. Lineage: Eukaryota; Ciliophora; Oligohymenophorea; Peniculida; Parameciidae.
CUUAUGUUUAUUAAAGCUAUACAUUCAACAGAAUAAGAAGUUGGUCGUAAUGUUAGAAGGUAAGAUUCAUCAUUAUGAUAACUUUAGUUCAAAAAAGAAGUAUCUAUGGAAGUUCUCUGUAGAUAAUGUUGAUCAAGAAAUUGCUCUUUUUGUUUCAUCACUUUCAGGUAAGAAAGAAGUUAGACAUAAUGGAAGAACUAUUCAUUAAGAAUCUAGGUAAAAUUGUUUCCUUUUCAUUAAUUUUUAGUUUAUUUGGAGAUUUUCGAUACCUACAUUACAUUUAAAAAUGCCUUGUAACUAUUGCUCCAAGAUUUAGUUCAUAUGAACUUUAUUUAGAUAAUAUUCCUUUUGCAGAAUAUUUUAAUACUCGGAACAAUAAUCAAAGUAAAAAUCCUUAAGAUCACCCUUUAAACAAUAAUGAUCAUGAUGGCUAUGAUCUCAGUCCUCUUAAAGAUCCUGAACCACCAAAAAAAAUAUCAUAAGAACAAUUAUAGAAACUUAAAAUAAAUUUACCAAAAGAACAAACAACUAAUCUUUAAAACAAAACUGAAAAUAAAUAAUAAGAAAUCUGGUGGAAAUAAGGAGUUAAUGAAGACUUUGCAAAUUUUGGUACACCAUCUACAAAUGGAACAGAUAAUUAUUUUGGCAACUUUGGAUUCACAUUUGAAACACCUUAAAAAGAACCCAAAUCCAAUAUAUAAUAAAAUACACAAUUAAAUCAUCAUAAUUAAAAUGAUAAACCUAAUCCUUUUUUAGAAUUUGGAUAAAAUUCAUGGAACUCACAACCAUAACCGUAAAAUAACUCCAAUUUCAGUUCCAAUUAAUAGCAAUCUCAAAUUAAGCAUUUAUAAUCACCUUAAUUGUAGCCAGAUUAAAGACUUCAAAUUAGAGAAGAGUAAAAUUUUAAUAGUAUGAAUACGCCAUAAAUAUUAAGUUAAUAAAAUCAAAAUCUAUUAUUUAAUUAAUAUAAUUUUAAUCAAUUAUAAUAACAAUAACAAUAACAAUAAUAACAAUAAUAACAAUAAUAAUAAUAAUAACAAUAACAAUAAUAACAAUAACAACAAUAACAAUAACAAUAAUAAUAAUAAUAAUAUCAAUAACAAUAAUUAUAAUAAUAACAGUAAUUUUAAAUAUAAUAACAAUUCUUAUAAUAACAUAAUUAAUUUCAAUAAUAAUAACAAUGCUAUUAAUAAUAAUAAUAACAAUAGAUAUUUAAUUUUUAAACUAUACAGCCUUUAACAUAAUAAAAAAAGUAAUAAUAAACUGAUUUAUUGGAUCUUUUUGAAUCUAAUUAACCUUAAUAAAAUUAAGCCUUCAGUUCACCUUAAUAAUAAGAAAUUAAAAAAAGUCAUUCUUAAGCAUCCUUAAUGCCUCUUUAAGGUUAAUCUUUUACAUCAAAUCAAUUUCCAGCAUAAUAAAGUUAAAUUUAAAACAAUUAAUUCCCAAACCCAUUAAAUUAUUAGUCUUAAUCCUAAUAUUCUAAUUAAAUAUAACCCUUAUAUAGGACUACAUAAUCAUUAACACCUUUGACAUCUUCAUAUUAAUAGACAAAUAGACAGAUGCCAAAAGAUUUAGAAGAUAUGUUUGAUCAACCUGUUUAAAACACAUAUCCUAUAAUAUAAAAGAGAUCAACUCCUUUUGACGAUGAUCUAUUUGCAUGAAUUAUAUGAUUAAUAAUGGAC